Phialemonium atrogriseum is the source of this 825-nucleotide messenger RNA. RefSeq lists its product as uncharacterized. The transcript has 2 exons. The record is from RefSeq and is a predicted model, not a curated record. Bases 145 to 768 code for a protein of 207 amino acids. NCBI's taxonomy places the organism in Eukaryota, Fungi, Ascomycota, Sordariomycetes, Cephalothecales, Cephalothecaceae.
CAGCAUUGCGAGAUCAGGCUGGUCUCCCAAGACGCCACUAGCUUAAUGAUCGAUAUAAUUACUGAUUAACUAAGGAGAGCACACAAUCACUCUCCGUCGACAUACGCUGCUUGCAAGGAACCUACAACCUACCCGCAUUGAAAAAUGUCAGCAAUCGAGCACCUCCCCGCAGCAGAUACUGAGCGAGCCGGCAAGGGCGAGAAGUUUGCAGAUCAGCGCAGAAUAUGUGGACUCACGCGCAAGGCCUUUUUCGUCGCCCUUGUUGUGGCCCUGGUAAUUAUUGCAGCCGCCAUAGGAGGCGGAGUAGGGGGGGGCAUCUCUGCAAGAAAUCGAGAGAAAUCCAGCAGCUCACCGACCAGUGUCACGCCAACCCAGACCUCGGCAUCGUCGUCGUCAGCAAUUUCGUCCACCACGGCCACAACCACCAGCUCCUCUUCCAGCGCCACUCCGAGCGAGACAACUCUCAACAACAUGACAAGCCCCUACGCAUUCGCCUUCCAAGGGUUCUCAGAGCCGAACUACAUGGGCAAGGCGUCGGCAAUCAUCCGCGAAAAAGGCUUUUACGACAUUGGGGUGAACGCUAUCAGCUACGUCUGGCAGACCAACAACACACAAUGCUGCGUCACCUUCUGCGCCGACGAGCACGAGUCCACGGGAUACCGAUGCGAGCCUCGCAAGCGCGCCGAGGCGUCCAGCGCGUUCCCGCGCGUGCAUAUUUGGUGCAGGGGUGAUGAGGGCCAGGCGAAUGCUAAUGCCACGUGUUCGUGAUUUGAUGAUGAUAGAAAACUGGGAGAACCGUGAAACGGGAAAGAAAGAAGCGGGGGG